This is a messenger RNA of Trypanosoma theileri, 822 nucleotides long. Its product is annotated as helicase-like protein. NCBI's taxonomy places the organism in Eukaryota, Euglenozoa, Kinetoplastea, Trypanosomatida, Trypanosomatidae. The annotation marks the transcript as partial. The record is from RefSeq and is a predicted model, not a curated record. The transcript has a single exon.
AUGGCUUUGAUCCCUUACUCUUUUGAGCAGUGGGAACAGCUCGGGAGGAGCUUGGAAAGUCAUGUUCGCCAACAUGGACCUACUACGGUAAGUUUCGCUGUGGUGAAUGGGGAUUCCGUAACACGUUGCGAAGCCCGUGCCACAUGUUCUGACCGUGGCCUCGUUUUGGAGGAUGGUGGCACAUGGAAAGUUUGGUAUGAUUCCUCCUUUUUCAAUCGGGUUGCAGAUAUGCACACCCCGGAGGUACCUCAUUUUGAGGCCCAGUUUUUGGUUCCGCUUCUUUCAGCGAUCAAAAACGUUGGAUGGGAGCAAGGUGUUCUUGCCGCUCAGCGCGAUGCGUUUAACAGGGAAUACGCACAAGCAUCGGCAGAUUUCCAACAAAAAUGGGCAUUACUAGAGCGACAAGCAGCGGCGGAACAGCACCGAACGGCUGCAAUGGCAGAGCAAGAGGAGCUUCUGCGUCAGAGGGUCGUGCAGUUCCAGCAACAGUGCACCGCCUUUGAAGAGUACAGAAACAAGGCGGCCCAGGAUUUGGAACAAAUGCACAGGGAAGUGACAGCGAAGCAAGAGAUGCUCACUGAAUUAAUGGCGAAACUCAAGAAAGAAACGCAGGACGUGCCCCAAACGCAGCCGAAGAUGGCCGAUCGAUGGGUGGAUCCAAUGGAGGAUUCCCCUUUGCGGCAAAAAACACGCCCACAAGUGGCGAAGACCACGGCAUUCACGCACGGCGCGCCAACAUCGACGGGGGGUGGGGGAAAUCUACCGCCCCCACCACGAGCAACGCACUUCAUAGAUGAAGAGGGCGAAGAUAAUAAUGGCGUU